UAAUAAUUGAUUAAUCAAAUGAGAUCAUGGAAGAGUCAUAAGCCAUUCGUCUAAAGCAAGUGUCAUGUAAGGAUUCUUUUUUAUAUUAGGAGGAGGAAAAUGUAUUGCCUUCUACUGUACAUUAAUUGGUGUUCUUUAAUGGCUAAAAGGGUUGUAUAAUUCAAUUGUCACCCUGCGAAUGAAUUGGUGUAUUUGUUCAUUAUUACAAGAAAACCUAAUGUAAAUUAUCACUGUUAAGUGGGCUCAUGUAUACUUACAAAGGUCGUCUUGUAUUGAUUCUGUAAGUGGUAACUAGUCUAAGUUGAUUUGAAAGAAAACCCACAAGAUUUAUUGACAGAGAGAAUCUGAUGAGAAAAUGGAGAAUUGAAAAGUGGAAAGUAAAAACCCAAAUGGGAACUGAAAGAACUCAAAGACUGUGGAGUUCUUUGCUGAGCCAAGUUGCAGACUUUGCAGAUGGUGUUCCAAAAAUGCAAUUUGAAAAUAAAAGGGUAGAUGUGACCUUCGUGAAAGUCCAAUUUCCUGAACUCUGAGGAAGAUCAAGGAUUGAUUUUCAGUGACGGUAGUGUCAUGACCAAAGAGACUGAUCUGUGACAGAAACUACUAAAGGAGAAACUGAAGGAAGCCAUAGUUGAACUGCAAUUUGAUUGUGGCGACGGGAAGGACGCCUAGAAGGAUGACAAGUUGUUUUUCUAUUAUGCUUGCGGACUGGAUCAACGACAGUUCUUGAAUGAGCUAUUCAACUAGGAAGCAACACAAUUUUCGGGGUAUGCGGAUAAGAUGUUGACAUACUAACAAUAGGCAUAUAUGGAGAAAUUGUCCAUUGACUCUGGAAAAGACAGUAUACAAUUUUUUUUGGGGUCAGUCAUAUUUGUGCAUACGGAGAUGAAUUGGCAAUCAGAAGGAGAAGCAACACAGCCAUUUAUGGAUUUUUUUAAAAUGAUCUCUCCUGAUUGUGUUUGUUGAUGACAUAUUAAUAUAACCUUAGUCUACAAUUUCUAAGCUUUAGUAAGAAUUUUGAUGUGGAAAAUAACCUCAAAUACAGAAAUAGUUUAAAUUAUCUCUUAAAAGCUUUCUGUCCAAGUAUAAAUUUACUUAAUAUUCAAGGAGGUUUCCUUAUUGUAUUUUCUUUGAACUGAGACUUGAAUAUCAAGACAGAUCAAGGAACAAGCUCCCUGUUUUUUAUUCCCCUCUCAAACCAUGGCAAAUUCUUUUGAAAAAUCAUCAAGCUUGUUUCUUUGUCUCUUAUCGUUCCUUUCUUUUCUUCCUCAUGUUGAUUCAAUUUCAUUCAACAUAACUCAUUUUGAGAAGAACACUCAAAACAUAAUCUACAGGGGAGAUGCAAAUGCUUCAGGUGGAGCUGUUGAUCUCACAAAUAUCAACCAUGGAUGCAGUAUUGGCAGAGUUAUCUAUGCUAAGAAUGUCCAAAUCUGGGACUCCAGCACUCAAAAGCUAUCAGACUUAAGCACUCAUUUUUCCUUCUCAAUUGACACUCAAGAAAAAUCAGAUUAUGGUCAUGGACUUGCUUUUUUCAUGACAGCCGAUGCACUUGCAUUUUACAUCCCACAAAAUGUAGCUGGUGGCUUUCUAGGCCUAGAACUUCCUACAAAUCAUGGCGCACUCCGGAACCAAACAGUUCAUGUUGAGUUUGAUUCUCGCCAUGACGAAUGGGAUCCUCAUGAUGUUGACAACCAUGUGGGAAUCAACAACAAUUCCCUUGCGUCAUCUAAGUACACCUAUUGGAAUGCUAGCCUGCAUAGUGGAGACACUGCUGAUGUCUGGAUUACUUACAAUGCUAGCACCAAGAACUUGAGUGUGUCUUGGUCAUACAGGAAAUCCUCAGAUCAACAGGUUUCCAGUCUUUCUUUGGUAAUUGAUCUUAUGCAGGUUCUUCCAGAGAAGGUUGUAGUUGGGUUUUCAGCUUCAACAGGUUUCCGCAUAGAGCAUCAUCAGCUAAAAUCAUGGGAGUUUAGCUCAAGCUUGAAGGCCAAUAGCAAUUUCAAGAAAAAAGUCAGAGUAGCAGUCAAAUGGAGUUUCAAUGGAGUCAUUGUAGAUUUUCAACGACGGCCAGGGUUCUUUGUUCGACCACUGCAACAAACCAAAUUUGACAUACGUAAUUAA
Messenger RNA from Carica papaya (papaya), 2118 nucleotides. The record is from RefSeq and is a predicted model, not a curated record. NCBI's taxonomy places the organism in Eukaryota, Viridiplantae, Streptophyta, Magnoliopsida, Brassicales, Caricaceae.